CUUUCGCUUUUCGCUUUCCACCGCUAUUUACUCCGUCAUUUUAAAAGACAACACGUGUAUCUCAAACAUGAAGCCGUUGCUGUGUCUUGUCGUUUGCUGAUUGCCAGAUUUCGUGCAUUGCAUUCUGUCGCCGGUUGACAAACUUGGUUGAUUCCAUCGCUAAUUGCGCGUCGUCGUUGAGGAGCCACCCGCCCAGUUUGUUUCUUGAAGUUUUGCUCAUAUUACGACGUUACGAUCCUUGAUGGCUACGAUAUACCCCUCCGUCUACUCGACCGCAUGAUUUCCAGCGUUGUUUUUAUCCGCCUCGACACCAUCUCCCCAUCUGUCUGCUCUUGGACGCACACAACUUGGCACCUCUAGUUUUGCAAUCCUGGAGCUAUGAGCGGUCCUCCACCGCCACCGCCGCCUCAUGGCGAGAACCCAAAGACAACAAGCGGCGGUCCGAACAUGCCCCCAGGAAAAUAUGAUAUCUUCAUCAUACCGCCACACUCGUCCGGCUCGGGCUUCCUAUAUCUGCCAUCGCUAAAGCCAAACGUCAACAGCUUCGCCGCAGGCUUCGCAUCUGCCUUGGUGCUUGUUGUGCUGGGCCACAGCAUGGCGCCGGCUUUCAAGACAUGGUGGAACGGGUUCCAGGGCAUGGGCAGCGUGGGUAUAAUGCUCCUCGUUGUAUGGGUCGCAAUAGGCUCGUGGGUUCUAGGCAGGACACAGACAGAUAGCGGGCCCGGAGCACGAGCAGGAGGGGGCUUUGGCGGUAACCAUGGAUGGGGGCCCAAUGCUGGCGGAGGCUUCAACUGGGCCGGAGCUGGUGGCGCUGGUGCAGACGCCGGUGGUCCACCUCCACCACCGCCUCCACAUAGCUCACCGCCUCCCAAGUCUGGACCGACCCCCGGAUCAACAGGCGGUGACAAGCCAAAUGGCUCGUGGCAGCACCGCUCCCAUCACGAGCAGCCACCGCGGGAGGAACCACGACCACAACCACAAGAACCACCUCCGCCGCCUAAGCCGAAGCCUCAGCCCAAGCCCGAACCAAAGGCACAACCACCACCUCCCAGGCCCGAGCCAAAGGCACAACCACCACCACCUCCUAGGCCCGAACCAAAGGCACAUCCACCACCACCUCCCAGGUCCGAACCAAAGGCACAACCACCGCCCCCAAAACCGCAACCGAAGACCCAGCCUCCUCCCCCAAAGCCAGAGCCUAAACCAGAGCCAAAGGCUCAACCGCCACCCCCGAAGCCUGCACCCAAAGCUCAACCAUCACCUACGAAGCCAGCACCGAAGGCUCAGCCCCCACCGUCAAAGUCCGAACCCAAGGCUCAGCCACCUCCACCUCCUAAGCCUGAACCGAAACCUGAAAUGCAGCGAGAGCCUAGUACCUGGGAGAAGGCACGGGAAGAGGUCAAGAGGAAGGAAGCUCUGCGAAAGGCCAAGGAGGCCGAGGAGAAGCGAUUGGCCGAUAUUGCAGAAGUCGUACGCAAGGCUAAAGAGGCCGAGGAGAAGCGAUUAGCUGAGGUGGCAGAAGCCGAGCGCAAGCGCAAAGAAGACCAAGCCGAAGCUGAACGCAAAGCCAAGGAGGCAGAGCAGAAGAGGAAAGAGGAGGUAACCAAACGGCUCAAGGAGCUGCGCGAGAAGGAGGCUCGGGAGAGAGGCAAACGAGACGAGGCUGCCAAAGAAAAGGCCAACAAGGAAGCAGAGGCAAAGGCUAAACUUGAAAAGGAGGCCAAGGAUAAGGCUGACAAGGAGGCCAAGGAGAAGGAGCAACGUGAACAAGAGCGAGUGGAGCAGCUAGUGAAAGAGAAGCUUGCUAAAGAAAAGGAAGUCAGAGAGGCCAGACUGCGAGAGGCUAGGGAAAGAGACCUGCGGGAGAGGCUUGAGAGAGAAAAGGCACUAAGAGAGAAGCUCGAGAAGGAAGCCAAGGAAAGAGAAGCAAACCGGCAAAAGGAACAGGAAAAGGCCAAGGAAGAGGCGGCCGAGGCCCAACGAAAGAGCACUUAUGCCUACUCAGCAAAGGGCGAGAAGUUCAAUCCCUGGCCGAAUGGGCGACCGCCCUCACAGCCGCCCUCGCCUGCCACCCCUAAUCCCAUCCCGAACUCUACCAAGCGACCGUCAGCUCCAUCUGCCCGGACGUACAGCGGCACCGCCGAUGAAGACCAGUAUUCUUAUCGUCCUUACGAUGAGCCUAAACGCCAUUCAAGAAGAAGGUCUGGCGAGACAAUCUUUACUGAGUCAUCUUACGCUCCUUCACAGUCGACCGCGCGAACGUCACCUCCGCCUUCAAUGCGCGGUGCCUACUCUACCAAGGAUCCCAAUAAGAUUGUCAUUAAAGCCGUCUAUGGCUUCAUGAAUCAAUUUGCCAAGACGCCGGCAUCCCAGCUCUUGUCAGGUCAAGGCUCAGUGACUGAUGGCCUAAUCCUGCGCAUCACCACUGAAGGCUUAUUCAUCGACGACGAUGUCCGCGGAGUCCCCCAGCGAGAGUGGGACGUUAAGGCAUGGACACUCAAGCUUAUGGAGGUAUGGUGUUCUUCGGGUGAUUUUGCCACGCCGACGGUUGCCCCUCCGCCCAAAAGAUCGAACGUGCUACACAGACCCCCCCCUACGCGUGUAGAUCGCGGCGUUCUCAAGGUUCUUACUGGCGACGAGGCCGAUAAGUUCUGCGAGAGCAUGUUGCGUACCUGUAAGAACGACUGCCGCCUAUGUCCACACGGAGAUUAUGAGGAUUCGUACGACUUAAAUGCUGGUGGGCAGUCUGGCGAGUGGAAGCAGCGCGGCUUGCACGUACUGCGUGCGAACAUCAGAGAUCAGGAGGGUAAGCGCUACAUGUUCGUUCUGGGAGAAGAAGAAGGCUGGAAGGUUGCCUUGGGACUGCAACGGCUGCGAAAGGGCACUCAAGUGCGACAACUAGGUGUCCAGGCUAUGCCGGUGCACGAAGCACGUAAUUCCCUGGAAAUGCUAGGUUGGACAUAGUGGAUGAGAAAGGGGGCACAGGAAUUGGGACUCGGCGCACUUUAUGUGCGCUCUUGGAAUGUUGAGUUGUGGCCCUUGUGGCCCCAACAUAUUUCAUGCAGUCUCAGUCAGCCCUUAGAAAGUAUCCCUCUGGAAUUUGCCAUUCAUCUUUAUUUGCAUGGCUAGCGAGGUGUCGGCGUCAGCAUUUGUCGAGCGGAUUAAAUUGCAUGUGGAAACGAGUUGGUAUGACAGGACAAACAGAAAAAGACUGUAUUGAACCAGAAACAGAACAAAUUUUCAAAGCACCUUAUAAAGCACCU
Truncatella angustata is the source of this 3263-nucleotide messenger RNA. RefSeq lists its product as uncharacterized. The record is from RefSeq and is a predicted model, not a curated record. The coding region runs from base 379 to 2964 and encodes 861 amino acids. The transcript has a single exon. NCBI's taxonomy places the organism in Eukaryota, Fungi, Ascomycota, Sordariomycetes, Amphisphaeriales, Sporocadaceae.